GUAUUUUUCACAUUUUCUGUCUCUCUCAUGAUUUAUGAUGAAUUGGAUGCAACAUCCACAUUCAUUGUCAUCAUGUCCACAUUAAGACAAGCAAUCAUUCCAGCAAAACUAAAAUCAACAAAAUGAAAGAAAAAUUAACUAUCGUUUCUUAAAUUUUGUUCGCCAUCGUCAGAACAUCUCAUUCGUCAAUCAACCAUCGACUAAUCAACCAAUCAAUUUAUGAAGCAAAACCAAAAACUUCGAUUUGAAUUGUAUGAAAAGUGUCACACACAGACAAAUUCUCCCUUUCUUUCCCUCUUUCUUUGUUGCUCCUUAAAUCCUCAUCUUCCACAUUCAUCCACUUCCAUCAGUUUUGCUUUGAUUUUCCUUUCUUUUUCUCGUUUUUGAUUUCGUGAAUAUAAUAUGAUUUCGGACCAAAAAAAAAAAAUGCUAAUAAAAGAUACGUGUGGUAAAUGCAUUCCGUAGUGGAAUCGAUCGUAAAGUACCCUCACCAAUAUUACGUCGUGCCGCUGCAAUGAAAUCAUUAUCGAUGGAUGCCGGUAGCUAUGGCAGUUAUUCAAAUCUAUUUCCAUCAUCAACAUCGACAACAGGAUUUGGACGUGGUGCAAUCACCACAACGGUUACAAAACCAAUUCAUCCACAACAUCAACAUCAGCAUCAUUAUCAUAAUCAACAACAACAACAACAACAACAUCCAUCAUCGGCGGCCGCAACAAGCACAAAUGAUGUAAAACCGCGGCUACCAAAAUCAGGUGAAAGUACUGAUCUAGAUGGUUUACAGGAUGAUCAGAUCGAAGCAUUAUUACGUUCAGAAACGGAACAAGCAUUAGAAGGUGAUAUGAUGGAUGAUUUUGAUGAUAAAACAGAUAAUAGUCUUGCAACAAUUGUCUAUACGAAUAAAACACAAAAUGAUAACAUCAUUAUCAAUGGGAAUGCGGGCAAUCAAUCACAAUCACAAUCACAACAAGUGUCAAAUAAAAAUAUUCAUCAGAUAAGUAAUGAUGCUUCCAAUGACGAUUCUCAUGAUUCAUCAUUUGCAUCUCCAUUAUCAUCACAAUCACAUACACAAUCGAUUCAAACUUCGAAACCAAUAAGUGCAUCAACUAAUUCAGCAACAGCAGCAGCAUUAGCAACAGAUACAUCGGCAACAUCGACAACGACAAAGCUCAGUUCAUCAUCAUCAUCAUCAUCACCGCCACCACCACAACCAACAACCACAACGCCUACAUCAUCAUCGUUAGAGACACCUGUUUAAAAUUGUUUAUUGUUUGAAAUGACAACGAAUUCUAUCUAUCUUUCUAGCAAUUUUGGAUAUAAUUUUUAUCAAAUUUAAAAAAAAACUUUUUCUCUGUCAACACUGUGGCCAUAUAGAAAUCAAUUAUUUUUGCCUAUCAAUUUGAAUCAAUCAAUCAAUCAAUGAAGAAUCACGAGAAUUAAUGUACAACAAAUUCUUCUAUGUAUAGAUGAAACUUUUUCUCUCAAUCCAUUCGAUCAAUCGGUGAAUAUAUAGUCAACGGAAGAAAUAAAUCGACACAUCAUCAUCAUGUUCAGGAAUAACAGGAAUUAUUUGAGAGUCGAAAAAAAUAUAUACCAAAUCUGGUCUUGAAGAAUUUUUGCUAGAAACA
Molecule: messenger RNA, 1625 nt
Organism: Dermatophagoides farinae (American house dust mite)
Lineage: Eukaryota; Metazoa; Arthropoda; Arachnida; Sarcoptiformes; Pyroglyphidae
Source: RefSeq, a predicted model, not a curated record